AUGGCGGAAAAACUAGCUCUCCCUCUUCUCCUCCCUAGCCCGCCACCUUCAAAACCCUUCUUCCAAGAGCCCCACCCCACCCCCACUACCCCUGCACCUCCUCUCUUAACCCCUCUCCUCCAUGAUUGCCUCCACCAACGCCAAACCGCCUACACCUCCUCCACUUCUGCUGAACCCCAAAAUCCCCCCUCUUUUAUCCACCGUACACGCCGCCGAAUUGGAAAACACCGUGACCCCAACAAGGGCAAGCCAUGGUCUCACAACCGCCUUUCACCUCAAGGUGAUUUCAUUCUUCAAUCUCUUAGUGACCCACAGUUCAACAUUGAGAAACUCGAGGAAAUAUUGCUGAAUUUAUUUAACUUGUGUGAUGAAGAAAUGGGUUCUUCGGAAUCGCUUAUAGAAACAAUUUGUUUUGAUGUUUUGGGUAUAAUUAAGGCUCUGGGGUAUUACAAGAAAUACGACCUGGCUCUGAAAGUGUUUGAAUGGAUAAGAAAUCGUCCGGAUUCGGAUAAGUUGGUUAAUGGGUCUGUUGUGGCUGUGAUUAUAAGCAUGUUGGGGAAAGAAGGCCAGGUUUCGGCGGCUGCGUCUUUGUUUCAUAAUUUGCAUAAAGAUGGAUUUGGGAUUGAUGUUUACGCAUAUACUUCCUUGAUAGCAGUUUUUGCUAGCAACAGGAGGUAUAGGGAGGCAGUGAUGGUUUUCAAGAAAAUGGAGGAAGAGGGAUGCAAACCUACUUUGAUUACUUACAAUGUUAUUUUGAAUGUAUAUGGGAAAAUGGGUAUGCCUUGGAAUAAGAUCAUGACGGUUUUCAAUGGUAUGAAGAGCUCGGGUGUUGUCCCGGAUGCUUAUACAUAUAAUACUAUUAUAAGUUCUUGUCGGCGGGGGUCUUUGUAUGAGGAAGCGAAAGGAAUUUUUGAGGAGAUGAAAUCAGGGGGAUAUGUUCCGGAUAAGGUUACAUAUAAUGCAUUGUUGGAUGUUUACGGAAAGUCCAGGAGGCCUAAUGAGGCCAUGGAUGUUUUGAGGGAGAUGGAGGUUAAUGGAUUUUCACCCAGCAUUGUGACUUACAAUUCCUUGAUAUCUGCUCAUGCUAGGGAUGGUUUGUUGGAGGUAGCGAUGGAGCUUAAAUCUCAGAUGAUUGAGAAAGGAAUUAAGCCUGAUGUUUUUACUUAUACGACUCUGUUGUCAGGAUUUGAGAAAGCCGGGAAGGAUGAAUCUGCAAUGAAGGUUUUUGAGGAAAUGAGAAAUGCAGGUUGUAACCCAAAUAUGUGUACUUUUAACGCACUAAUCAAGAUGUAUGGCAACAGGGGGAAGUUCACAGAAAUGAUGAAGAUAUUUGAUGACAUAAAGGCAUGUGGAUGCACACCAGAUAUUGUUACUUGGAAUACCCUUCUGGCUGUGUUUGGGCAGAAUGGGAUGGAUACCGAAGUCUUUGGUGUAUUUAGGGAAAUGAAAAGAUCAGGUUUUGUAGCUGAGAGAGACACUUUCAACACCUUAAUCAGCGCUUACAGCAGGUGUGGAUCUUUUGAUCAAGCCAUGGCUAUUUAUAAGAGAAUGUUGGAAGCCGGGGUCAUUCCAGACCUUUCCACUUAUAAUGCUGUUUUAGCAGCUCUGGCAAGGGGAGGGCUAUGGGAACAGUCAGAGAAAGUGUUUGCUGAAAUGAAGGAUUGUCGGUGUAAACCAAAUGAGCUGACUUAUAGCUCCUUGCUUCAUUCAUAUGCUAAUGGGAAACAAAUCGAGAAAAUACACGCUCUUUCUGAAGUCAUAUAUUCUGGCAAAAUUGAACCACGUGCUGUGCUUUUAAAAACUCUUGUUCUUGUAUAUAGUAAAAUUGAUCUUCUAAUGGAAACAGAGCGAGCUUUCCUAGAGCUAAAAAGAAGAGGUUCCUUUCCAGAUAUAACUACUCUCAAUGCAAUGGUUUCCAUAUAUGGCAGGAGGCAAAUGGUUGACAAGGCAAAUGAUAUUCUGAGCUUCAUCAACAAGAGUGGGUUCACACCUAGUUUGACAACUUACAAUAGUUUGAUGUACAUGUACAGCCGAUCAGGAAAUUAUGAAAGAUCCGAAGAAAUAUUGAGGGAUCUUUUGUCGAAAGGAAUGAAGCCAGAUGUCAUUUCAUUCAACACUGUGAUAUAUGCUUAUUGCAGAAAUGGCAGAAUGAAGGAUGCCUCGCGAGUUCUCCAGGAAAUGAAGGAAUCUGGUAUUGUUCCUGAUGUUAUCACGUACAAUACUUUUGUUGCAAGUUAUGCUGCUGAUUCAAUGUUCGUGGAGGCUGUAGAUGUGAUUCGAUACAUGAUCAAGAAUGGCUGCAAACCGAAUGAGAGCACAUACAACUCCAUUGUAGAUUGGUUCUGUAAGCUUAAUAGGAGCGAUGAAGCAAUGAUGUUCGUAACUAACCUUCACAAGCUCAAUCCCCAUGUUUCGAAGGAGGAAGAAAACAGAUUAUACGAACGAUUGAGGAUGAAAUGA
Messenger RNA from Fraxinus pennsylvanica, 2460 nucleotides. NCBI's taxonomy places the organism in Eukaryota, Viridiplantae, Streptophyta, Magnoliopsida, Lamiales, Oleaceae. The record is from the annotation of a GenBank genome assembly.